UAUUCCGCCUCGUUUAUACAUCGUAAUUUAGUGAAUGGGUUCAAUGGCCAAUGAGAAAAAACGGCAAGCGAUCGAGAGUCUCUUUGCACUGUACGCGGUCAAGCAGGGUGAGCUAACGAAGCAAUACGACUCGAACCGCAAAAAGCGGUGCAAAAUUUUCCUCCAGCGUCUUCGAUACACACUAAAGCGCAAUGGCGAGAGCCACCAAACGGAGUGGAACCAAAUGCUGGAAAAUGUCCUGCUCGAUAGUGUACCGACCCGCAAGUUUUGGAAGCUAACCCGAAACGACAACUGGUUCCGGAGUGUGUUUGAGUGUGAGGACAACACCGAAGUAAUGCUGCAGAACUUCCGGAUGGAUCGGGAAACGUUCGACAUGCUGGUCGAGACGCUGAAACAGGAUAUGGCCCCACACCCGCUGCUUGUGUCGCAGUCGUGCAGCACCGAGAAGAAGGUUGCCGUCGGUCUCUACAAGCUUGCGAUGGGAGGGGAUUAUGCCACGAUCGGGGAGCAUUUCGGUGUGCACAAAGCGACGGUGAAAAACUGUGUCUUUCAAUUCUGCAAAGCCAUGGUGAAGUACUUCAUGGAUUCGGAAAUCUCGUUGCCGCUGGGCGAAGAGAUGGUGGAAAUAGCUCGCAGCUUCGAGGAGAAGUGCGAACUGCCCAUGAUUAUGGGAGUGCUCGGCAAAAUUCACAUUCCUAUCACACCGUCGGCGGCUGAUUCCAAAAACUACAUCAAUCCCAAGAAAUGGCAUUCUCUUAUACUUCAAGGAGUGGUCGACAACAAUUACGUCUUUAGGCAUAUCACCUGCGGGCAUGUAGGCUGCACCGAGGAAGGUUCCGUACUGGGAGACUCUGGCCUUUAUCAGCACUUCAAUAACGUUGAACUGCCCUCACAGGUGAUAAAUGAGAACGUGCUGCAAGCGUACAUCGUCGGAGAACCAUCCUACCCGUUGCUGCCGUGGCUCGUACACGGAUAUAUCAACACACCGCUCUCGCAAGAGGAGGAAACUUUCAACGAGCAUCUUGCGAAGGCUCGCCGAGUCGUGGACGAUUCGUUUAAUCGGUUGCGUGCCCGUUUCAAGAUCCUGCAGAAGAAAAUAGACAUCGACGUCAACUUCGUGCCACAGAUUUUGCUAACGUGCUGCAUACUGCACAAUAUAAUCGAAAAGCGCAAGCUACCCAUGAAGGACGAGUGGCUGGAGGCGGUAAAGCUGAUGGAGCCAAAGUACCCCCAGCCUGACAGCGUCCCCCUGAACAACUACACCACCACACUCGAGGGCGAUGCGGCUCGCGACGUACUGAAAGAUCAUAUUCAGUCCAAGUAUAUGCUCUUCCGAACUUUCGAGUACGGUCAGGUGUACUUUAUUAAUGAGUCCAAUAACUGAAGUGCAGCAAUUAUAUGUUACAAUAGUUUGGCAUUGAGUUAAUUACAUAAUAUCACCAUUCACGAUUAAAUGAAAAUGAGUACCUGCUUUUUUCGAAAAAGUUCGGACUGCGCGUAAUGGUUUGAAAGACAGUUCAAUUCCGGCGUCCGCGGAUCACUCGUCAUAAACGCGCGAAUGUUUCCGUUUAAUUUUCACUUUUUGUACCGCUUGUUUAUAACUUAUGUUUUGGAUUAGAAACGAUCUCCAACUAAGCACAACUAAAAUGUUUUUUGCAAGACACGACCAUCGAUUUUUUCACAAAUUUCGGUCAUCUUUUAUGCUGCCCAGUAGCUGCUUUGUAGUUCGAACAACGAAAUUUGAUUUUUAUCAAUGAAACUGGAAUGUUGAUUAAUAGGUGUUAGAUACGAAAGCUAAACCAAUAAAUGCGGUCCUGCCGAUUACUCUAU
Molecule: messenger RNA, 1830 nt
Organism: Anopheles bellator
Lineage: Eukaryota; Metazoa; Arthropoda; Insecta; Diptera; Culicidae
Exons: 3
Coding region: 35-1384 (449 amino acids)
Source: RefSeq, a predicted model, not a curated record